AGAGUUAUAGUUUUAUAGAGAUGGAGAGAGGGGCUAUAUUUUUUACAGGAUUAUUUGCUAUUACAGGGUAUUUCCUUUAUCAAUUUUUUGGAGUUGAACCAGAAGCGGGAUAUGGAUGGGGCACUUUCAAAACAAUCAACACAUAGAACUUCUUCAAAUAAACAACAAUCAAAACAACAAUUAAAGCAGCAAUCAAAACAACAAUCAAAACAACAAUCAAAGCAACAAUCAAAACAACCAAAACCAAAAUCACAAAAACAAGUAGAACCAAAAAAAGUAGAAACCAAACCAACAGUUGUUGAUGUUAAACCAAAAGAAAUUAAAAAAUCAGUAGUUGAAAAUAAACCAAAAGAAGAAGAGGUUAAAAAAGCUGAAACCAAUCCAACAGUUGUCGAAACCAAUCCAAAAGCUAUCGAAACCAAUCCAAAAGCCAUCGAAACCAAACCAAAAACUAUCGAAACCAAACCAACAGUUGUCGAAACCAAACCAACAGUAGUUGAAGAUAAACCAAAAGAAAUUAAAAAACCAGUAGUUGAAGAUAAACCAAAAGAUACCAAAAAGAAACAAUCACUACCACAACAAACACCUAAAGUUAUUGAACCAGUCAAAUCAUCAUCACAACCAAAGGCCAACACUAAAGUUGCUGAAACAGAAUUAAAUUUCAAUGAUGGUUCAUGGAAAGUUGUUAAGCAAGGUCCAACUGAAUUUGAAAAAAUGUCAAACUUAAAAUCGGUCUUAAAUGAAACUAAAGCUCAACUUGAAAAAGAACGUGAUGAAAGUUCAAUUAGAAUUUCAAUUUUAACCGAGUCACACAAUAAAGCUAUUCAUGCAAAAGAAUUAAAAGAAUUGGCUCUUCAAGAAAAGAUCAAGAGAUUAGAACAACAAAUUGAAAAUGUUAAAGUUGAUGGUGUUCAAGCAACCACCCAAACCAAUAACCCAUUAAGCCAAUAUGACUAUACCCAUGCCGAUUCUAGUAAAAUUAAUGAAUUAAAAGGAAAAUUAGAAACUCUUCUUUCAGAAAAAGAAUCAUCCGAAAAAGAAUUCAAUGGCCAAAUUUCAAGUCUUCAACAACAAAUUAAAUCAUUCAAUGAUAAAAUCACUGAACUCACCAAUGUUCUCUUACAAAAGGAUUCAAAGAUUGCCGAACUCUCUUCAGGCCAAACCAACAAAGAAUCUGAAUUAGAAAAGAUA
This is a messenger RNA of Dictyostelium purpureum, 1191 nucleotides long. RefSeq lists its product as uncharacterized. The transcript has 2 exons. The record is from RefSeq and is a predicted model, not a curated record. NCBI's taxonomy places the organism in Eukaryota, Evosea, Eumycetozoa, Dictyosteliales, Dictyosteliaceae. The annotation marks the transcript as partial.